Messenger RNA from Lepus europaeus (European hare), 2495 nucleotides. It is a transcript of the gene CMIP, whose product is annotated as c-Maf inducing protein. NCBI's taxonomy places the organism in Eukaryota, Metazoa, Chordata, Mammalia, Lagomorpha, Leporidae. Bases 37 to 2364 code for a protein of 775 amino acids. Gene Ontology annotation, cellular component: nucleoplasm; cytosol. The transcript is spliced from 21 exons. The record is from RefSeq and is a predicted model, not a curated record.
AGAAGCCCAGCGCAGCCCCCCAGGCCCGGCGCGGCCAUGGAUCUGACGAGCGGCUCGGGCGGCGGCGGCGGCGGCGACCCCCGGCAGAUCGAGGAGACCAAGCCGCUGCUGGGGGGCGACGUGCCGGCCCCCGAGGGCACGAAGAUGGGCGCCGUGCCGUGCCGCCGGGCCCUGCUGCUGUGCAACGGCAUGAGGUACAAACUGCUGCAGGAGGGCGACAUCCAGGUCUGUGUCAUCCGGCACCCGCGGACCUUUCUCAGCAAGAUCCUCACCUCGAAAUUCCUGAGGCGCUGGGAGCCGCACCACCUAACGCUGGCCGACAACAGCCUGGCGUCCGCCACGCCAACCGGGUACAUGGAAAACUCCGUCUCCUACAGCGCCAUCGAGGACGUGCAGCUGCUGUCCUGGGAGAAUGCUCCGAAGUACUGUUUACAGCUCACGAUCCCCGGGGGAACAGUCCUACUGCAGGCUGCGAACAGCUACCUGCGAGACCAGUGGUUCCAUUCCCUGCAGUGGAAGAAAAAAAUUUACAAGUACAAGAAAGUCCUCAGCAACCCCAGCCGCUGGGAAGUUGUCUUGAAAGAGAUCCGGACCCUGGUGGACAUGGCCCUCACGUCCCCGCUGCAGGAUGACUCCAUCAACCAGGCCCCACUGGAAAUCGUCUCCAAACUGCUCUCAGAGAACACAAACCUGACCACCCAGGAGCAUGAAAACAUCAUCGUGGCGAUCGCCCCGUUGCUGGAGAACAACCACCCACCGCCGGAUCUCUGUGAAUUCUUCUGCAAGCACUGCAGGGAGCGGCCCCGGUCCAUGGUGGUCAUCGAGGUGUUCACCCCCGUGGUCCAGAGAAUCCUCAAGCACAACAUGGACUUUGGGAAGUGCCCGCGACUAAGGCUGUUUACUCAGGAGUACAUCCUUGCCUUGAACGAGCUCAACGCGGGGAUGGAGGUGGUGAAGAAGUUCAUUCAGAGCAUGCACGGCCCCACCGGGCACUGCCCCCACCCCCGGGUCCUGCCCAACCUGGUGGCUGUGUGCCUGGCCGCCAUCUACUCCUGCUACGAAGAGUUCAUCAACAGCCGCGACAACUCCCCCAGCCUGAAGGAGAUCCGGAACGGCUGCCAGCAGCCCUGCGACCGGAAGCCCACCUUACCUCUGCGCCUUCUGCACCCCAGCCCGGACCUGGUGUCUCAGGAAGCCACGCUGUCCGAGGCGCGGCUCAAGUCGGUGGUCGUGGCCUCCAGCGAGAUCCACGUGGAGGUGGAACGCACCAGCACUGCCAAGCCGGCGCUGACGGCCAGCGCGGGCAACGACAGCGAGCCCAACCUCAUCGACUGCCUCAUGGUCAGCCCCGCCUGCAGCACCAUGAGCAUCGAGCUGGGCCCCCAGGCCGACCGCACGCUCGGCUGCUACGUGGAAAUCCUCAAGCUGCUGUCGGACUACGAUGACUGGAGGCCGUCGCUGGCCAGCUUGCUUCAACCCAUUCCGUUCCCCAAAGAAGCCCUCGCGCAUGAGAAGUUCACCAAGGAGCUGAAGUACGUCAUUCAGAGGUUCGCCGAGGACCCACGACAAGAGGUGCACUCGUGCCUGCUAAGCGUGCGGGCGGGCAAGGACGGCUGGUUCCAGCUCUACAGCCCUGGAGGGGUGGCCUGUGACGACGACGGGGAGCUCUUCGCCAGCAUGGUGCACAUCCUCAUGGGCUCCUGUUACAAGACCAAAAAAUUCCUGCUCUCCCUGGCCGAAAACAAGCUGGGCCCCUGCAUGCUCCUGGCGCUGAGGGGGAACCAGACCAUGGUGGAGAUCCUGUGCUUGAUGUUGGAAUACAACAUCAUCGACAACAACGACACCCAGCUGCAGAUCAUCUCAACCCUGGAGAGCACGGACGUGGGCAAGCGCAUGUACGAGCAGCUGUGCGACCGGCAGCGGGAGCUGAAGGAGCUGCAAAGGAAAGGUGGGCCCACCCGGCUAACACUGCCCUCCAAGUCCACAGACGCUGACCUGGCGCGUCUCCUGAGCUCCGGCUCCUUCGGCAACCUGGAGAACCUCAGUCUGGCCUUCACCAACGUCACCAGUGCCUGCGCGGAGCACCUCAUCAAACUGCCUUCUCUCAAGCAGCUCAACCUGUGGUCCACUCAGUUCGGAGACGCCGGCCUGCGGCUCCUGUCGGAACACCUCACCAUGCUCCAGGUGCUCAACCUGUGCGAGACCCCGGUCACCGACGCCGGCCUGCUGGCCCUCAGCUCCAUGAAGAGUCUGUGCAGCUUAAACAUGAACAGCACCAAGCUCUCGGCGGACACCUACGAGGACCUGAAGGCCAAGCUGCCCAACUUGAAGGAGGUGGACGUCCGCUACACGGAGGCCUGGUGACGCUCCCAGCGGCUGGAGGACCUCGCACCACGACAAACAGCUCUCGACUCGUAGCCGUAGCGCGGCCGGUCCUGGGCUCCCUCCCAGCGCCCUGGCUGCGAGCUAGAUGGGGGAGUCUUUCUGGGGGCGGA